AUGGCAAGCCAAUUGGAAUUCAAUCUUAAUCAGAUUCAGGUAGAGUUCAUUCUAAGCAAAAUGCCUAAGGGGUAUUCUCUUUUGCAGUCGAAUCUCUUGAAAUCACGCGAAUAAAGAGUGGUAAAGUUUCCCUCCUUAUUAGUUGAAUAGCCGAAAAAGGUCAACAAAUACGAUGCUUCAUUCCAAAGCAACAAAUAGGAAGUAGUCGAAGAUAAAGGCAAGAGAUCUCAAAGAAUAGCUCCGAUUCAAAAGGAAUAAGUCAAAAUUCAAUUGGAUGAUAAUUGCAAGAAGGGAUUAUAACUUCUUCAAAAAUUCAAAUCCCAUCCAGCAUUUAAUGAGAUUAAUGCUUCUGGGUAUUUAAAUAUCGAUAAAAUUGAAGCUUCCUUCAAAUAGGAGGGUAAUCUGAUGAAUCUUUGGAAUCAAAUUAGAAUCGCAUUACAAAAACUAACCUAAUCUGCUUCAUCCACCCAAAUGCAGGAUCAAGUCACCUUCUUAGAAAACCACUUUUAUCAAGUUUUCAAGCCAAUCUAAAAUGAAUAAAAAUAAACAUCCACAUCUACGAAAAGCAUCCCAAUCAACAACAAAGUCACUUCCAAUAAAGUGAAAGAGUCUUAAUCCUAAAAAAAAUAAGAUACUCACAUCACAUUCGAAGAAAAAAGAUAAUUGGGACAACACAUAAGAGAAUUACCUUAAGAACAUCUGAAGGCAGUCUGGGAAAUAGUGUAGUAAAGUGUUUAAAAUCAAGAAGCUGAAGAAUUAGAAUUUGAUAUUGAUUAAUUGCCAGCCAAAGUAAUCCGUAAAUUGUAAGAGUAUGUUCAAUCCAAAUUAAAAACUAAAAAGGUUAAAGUUGAUCCCUCAAUCAACUACAGCUCCUAAAAAUCCAACAACUAAGAAGAUAGUUCUUUUCCCUCUGAGUCCUCUGAUUGAGAUAUUAUUAAUAUUCAACAUCUAUAUUUAACUAUUUUGAAUUACAAUAUCUUAGUUAGAUUUCAAAUCGACCAACGAUGUCAUAUAUCAUUACAAACACCAAAUAUCAAGUAUUUUAUAAAAUAUCCCUUUAACUGAAUAUUCACUUACUAAAAUAUAUAUAUAUAUAAUAAUAUCAUUUACAAAA
This is a messenger RNA of Paramecium tetraurelia, 1114 nucleotides long. RefSeq lists its product as uncharacterized. The record is from RefSeq and is a predicted model, not a curated record. NCBI's taxonomy places the organism in Eukaryota, Ciliophora, Oligohymenophorea, Peniculida, Parameciidae. The transcript has 4 exons.